UUUUUCUUGCAUUGAAAUCAUGUCCGAAACUCCGAAUGCACCAUGCAAAAAUAUGGUUACAUUACAAACAAAUGAUAUUAUGACCAAAAGAAAAGAUUUCUAUCAUUAGGAGACCAGGAGAAAUCAAGAGGCCCAAGUAUAUUUUGGGCUUUAAAAGCCUGGUUCAGGACUAAUUUUAAAUUCAUCACAGAAGUUUCGAAUUAGAAACACGUCACAGAACUGACAGAUUUCAAACGGGUUGGGUCGGGUCGUGUCGGGUCAGAAAAGAAUCCAUCAACUUUGCGCGGUAACCCGGAUAUUCCAAAAGUGAAGGGAGCAAAAACAAAAUUCAAAACAAAUAAUAUAAUUUAGAGAGAGCCGCAUUUUUGGAUCAAACGCCCACACCACACGACGUGCCUCCAAUAAACUCUUUAGUCUUUAUCAUCAAUCACUAAAUUCAAAAAGGUCAUGGCGACCUGUUACAAAUUAUUCCUUUCAAUUUUUAUUAAUUUUCCCGGGAAAAUACACAGAGAGAUAGAGGACCUCCAUUAAUUUUCUUUUAACCUUGACAUCGUCAAUUUUAUAAUUCCGUAAUGGCACGCAUUCUUCUCUUUGUAAACCCUCCAUUUUUCUUGUUUUGUAAUUAGAAAAAUCUUUGUUCAGAUUUAAAUUAGUUGUUUCCACUUGCAGAACAGAGUAAAAUAAAAUUUCUUUUGCUUCCUGUUGUGUUUUUUUUUUUUGGUUUGAUUAGUCAAUUGUUUUCUGAGAGUUGUUUUAAUCAAUUGAUGAAUAAGGAGGUUUACUUUCAUUAGAGAGAGAGAGAGAGACGAUAACUCUGCUUCUGUGAAGUGAUUUUAGAAGCAGAGUUAUUCGCUGAAACAGAGAAGGCGAAGAAUCAGAAUCAGAAGAAGAAGAAGAAGAAGGAAUGUCAGAUUCGCCGAGUUCUUCUCCACCAGCACCGUCUGCUGAUUCCGCUCCGCCGCCGGAUAGCUCGACCGGCGGAUCCGCCCCUCCACCUACGGAUUCGGCACCACCUCCUGGCCCGCCGGCUGAUUCAUCUCCUCCGCCAGUUGUCUCAUCCCCUCCUCCGCCGCCUGAUUCAUCUCCUCCUCCGCUUGUUGAUUUAACCCCGCCGCCAAGUUCUUCACCUCCACCCCCUCCGGCAGAUGCUCCACCGCCGGUUCCCAUUGUGUUACCUCCACCUCCACCUUCACCGGUAGACUCACCGCCGCCGGAGUCCACCAACUCCCCUCCACCUCCGGAGGUGUUUGAACCACCACCGCCUCCUCCCAAUGCAGAAAGCCCUCCUGCUCCUCCGCCUCCGGAACAAUUACCUCCUCCAGCGUCUUCACCGCAAGCUGGACCCAAAACACCGGAAAAACACCCUCCGGGACCUACAAAAUCUCCUUCAGCACCCGCCAUAUCUCCUCCAGCUCCUCCAAACGCCCCGCCGCAUAACACUUCUCACGCAUUACCACCUAAGUCUACCGCUGCAGGUGGACCGCCAUCUAGAGGAGUCCCGUCACCUCCAAAUGGCUAUCAAGGGAAGACUAUGGUCGGUUUUGCAGUAGCCGGUUUCGCAGUCAUUGCCUUGAUGGCUGUUGUGUUCUUAGUCAGAAGAAAGAAAAAGAGAAACAUUGAUGCAUACAGUGACUCACAAUACUUGCCUCCUUCAAACUUCUCCAUCAAAUCAGAUGGAUUCUUAUACGGUCAAAAUUCUACAAAGGUAUACUCUGGUCCUGGUGGUUACAAUUCACAACAACAAUCAAAUUCCGGAAAUAGCUUCGGCAGCCAACGAGGAGGAGGUUAUACACGGUCAGGGAGUGCGCCUGAUUCAGCGGUGAUGGGAAGUGGUCAGACACAUUUCACCUAUGAAGAGCUAACAGAUAUAACAGAAGGAUUUUCUAAGCAAAACAUACUUGGAGAAGGAGGGUUUGGUUGUGUCUACAAAGGUAAACUAAAUGAUGGAAAACUUGUUGCCGUUAAGCAGCUUAAGGUUGGUAGCGGACAAGGUGACCGUGAGUUUAAGGCAGAGGUUGAGAUCAUUAGCCGUGUUCAUCAUCGCCAUUUGGUUUCUCUUGUUGGCUACUGCAUUGCGGAUUCAGAGAGAUUGCUUAUCUAUGAGUAUGUUCCUAACCAAACCUUGGAGCAUCAUUUGCAUGGGAAGGGAAGGCCUGUCCUUGAAUGGGCUAGGAGAGUUAGGAUUGCUAUAGGUUCUGCCAAAGGUUUGGCGUAUUUGCACGAAGACUGUCACCCAAAAAUCAUUCACAGGGACAUAAAGUCCGCAAACAUCUUGCUGGACGAUGAGUUUGAAGCUCAGGUUGCUGACUUCGGACUUGCCAAACUCAAUGAUUCAACCCAAACUCAUGUAUCAACUCGCGUUAUGGGAACCUUUGGGUACUUGGCACCCGAAUAUGCACAAAGUGGAAAGCUGACUGAUAGAUCAGAUGUUUUCUCGUUUGGGGUUGUUCUCUUAGAGCUUAUAACCGGACGCAAACCAGUUGACCAGUACCAGCCUUUGGGAGAAGAGAGUUUGGUUGAAUGGGCUCGUCCACUGCUUCACAAAGCCAUUGAGACUGGCGAUUUCAGCGAACUAGUUGACAGGCGGCUUGAAAAGCAUUACGUGGAGAAUGAAGUUUUCAGAAUGAUUGAAACAGCUGCUGCUUGUGUUAGGCAUUCUGGUCCAAAACGUCCACGCAUGGUUCAGGUUGUGAGAGCACUGGAUAGUGAAGGGGACAUGGGAGAUAUCAGCAACGGAAACAAAGUGGGACAAAGCAGUGCUUAUGACUCUGGUCAGUAUAACAAUGACACCAUGAAGUUCAGGAAAAUGGCGUUUGGUUUUGACGAUAGCUCGGAUUCCGGGAUGUACAGUGGAGAGUACUUUGCCCAAGGCUCCCGGAAAGGAUCCAACGGAGCUUCCUCUGAGUUCACGAGGAAUGAAUCCGAGAACCGAAACUUCAAUAACCGGCGCUUCUGAUCCAAAAAUAGGUCAACUUAUACCUUAUUAUCCCUCAUGCUUGAGCUCUUUGUACAGCAUUAAUGCUCUCUUUGUACCUUUUUUUGUGUGAGAUACUUUUCUUGCUAGCUACAUUUAGUUUUGCUCCAUAAUGGCCAUUUGCCUGAAAAGACUUAUUAUAGGUGAGAACAGAAAAAAGCAACCAAAAAGGAAAAAGGACUCAUAAUAGUUCUCAAAGAGUGAUUUUGAAUCUGAAUUGUUUGCUUUUGUUUGUUUCUCUUUGUUGAGUUUCGGAUUUUUGUUGAGUGUGAUAACAUAAAUGAAGAACUCCAUCUUCUGAUUUUUUUUACA
Molecule: messenger RNA, 3286 nt
Organism: Arabidopsis lyrata subsp. lyrata
Lineage: Eukaryota; Viridiplantae; Streptophyta; Magnoliopsida; Brassicales; Brassicaceae
Product: proline-rich receptor-like protein kinase PERK13
Exons: 8
Coding region: 905-2956 (683 amino acids)
Biological process (GO): protein phosphorylation
Molecular function (GO): ATP binding; protein kinase activity
Source: RefSeq, a predicted model, not a curated record